Neolamprologus brichardi is the source of this 5928-nucleotide messenger RNA. The record is from RefSeq and is a predicted model, not a curated record. NCBI's taxonomy places the organism in Eukaryota, Metazoa, Chordata, Actinopteri, Cichliformes, Cichlidae.
GGAAGCGAGCAGGAGAACAUAAACAAAAGAACUUUUUUUUUUUUCGCAAGUGCAAGUAAUAAUUUAUUCGAAUGGAUUUUUAUUUUCCUUUAACUAACAUAUGGAGUCAUACUUACGUCCGAUUUACGUGGUUUUUAAAUGUAGUUGUUCGUGUAAAGUGCAUCUGCCGUUAACUCGCCUGUCUCGUAAUUACACCGUUUAGGUUUCUAACAGUCCACAGCCAUGUCGAUAUUUAGCGUACAAGCGCGGAAACACACCGCUUAUUACGACAAUCUGCUGUCAACAUCAACGUCCAGGACACCCUGCCGAGAGCGAAAGAUAGCCGACACGACUCUGGGCAAAAGUGUGACCGCAUCAGGGGAGUCUGUAUGUGAAGACAGCAGGUCAUCAGAUAAAAGCCGUCCGGUGAACAGGACGUAUGUCGUCUCUGCCCUGUCAAAGAGUGGCAGCGGGCAGCAGACCCCUUACCGAGCCCGGCUCACCCUACAAAGACGGUCAAGGAGGAAGACCGGGGCCGAAACGGCUGAACAAACGAUGACAGACAGCAGCCAAAGCACCACAGCAGCUCCGGAGAAGAGACUGACUCUGCAGCGCAGGACCAGGACUCCCUCCAUGGACAAGAGCGGACGUGGACAGCCUGGUGGCCUGCAGUCAACUCCCAAAGUUCUCGGUGAACCAAACGGGAGGACACCUGGUAUAUUUAGGUCUAUGAGCUUAAGAGAAACUGCGACUCAUGUGCAAACACAAGGGAGGUUUGCGCAGAACAAAACCUCGUCCUCUUCUUCAUCUUCAAGUAGAAACACAGACGACACCCAUACCUUUAAAACGCCGACCAGAAAGACCCCGUUUGAGAGAAUCGCUGCCAAACGAGACGUGUUUGAGAGACUGGCAGGGAAAGAAGCUCCCAAGCCAGUGUUGGUCAAAUCUGCCAGUCUGGAAAGGCCCAAACCCCGAGCACAGCAAGCCGAAAACACUAAACCCUUCCCGGCUCCUCGGAUCAGCAAGACGACCUCAGGUGUGCGAAGACCUGACACGACGCUGCAGGUGAUAAAGACAAAGACCUCGAACCAAAAGCGAGACGUGACCCAGGUCAGAACAUCCGAUCCUGCUCCUCCUGAACAGAUCCUGCCCAGUACCAGUGAGGGUCUGAAGCAGCAGGACUUACUUAAAAUGGAAAACAGUGCUGUUACGGUGGCUGUGCGUGUCCGCCCCUUCAGUGCCAGGGAGAAAGCUGAGAAGUCCUCACAGGUCAUCUUCAUGAAUGGCCAGGAGACUGUGGUCCAGCAUCCAGAGUCCAGACAGAGCUACUCCUUCACCUACGACUUCUCUUUCUGCUCAGUGGAUGCCAGUGACUCCAACUUUGCCUGCCAGCAGACCGUGUAUGAGACGCUGGCCAAACCUCUGGUGAGAGAGCAUCCGGUCCACGGGCCUUAUGUCGCCGAGCUCUCAGCGAAUGUGGUGCGCUCUUACAAUGAUGUUCAGGGCUGGCUGGAGCUCGGCAAUAAGCAGAGAGCCACAGCGGCCACAGGAAUGAAUGACAAGAGCUCCAGAUCUCACUCUGUCUUCACCUUGGUCAUGACCCAGACUAAGACUGAGCUUGUGGAAGGAGAGGAACAUGACCACAGUAUCACCAGCAGGAUCAACUUGAUCGAUCUGGCAGGCAGCGAACGCUGUCACUCUGCCCAGACCAGUGGAGACCGACUCAGGGAGGGCGCCAGCAUCAACAAAUCACUGCUAACGCUCGGAAAGGUCAUCUCUGCCUUAUCAGAACAAGCGCUGACCAAGAAGAAAGUCUUCAUACCGUACAGAGACUCUGUCCUUACGUGGCUGUUGAAGGAGAGCCUCGGCGGUAACUCUAAGACGGCCAUGAUCGCUACGCUGAGCCCGGCGGGCAGCAACGUGGAGGAGAGCCUGAGCACUCUACGCUAUGCCCAGCAAGCCCGCACAAUCAUAAAUGUGGCCAAGGUCAAUGAGGACACCAAUGCCAAGCUCAUCAGAGAUCUGAAGGCAGAGGUGGAGAAGCUGCGAGCGGCCCAGAUGAGCUCCCAGGGCGUCGAACCAGAGAGAGUGAGGCUCUUUCAGCAGGAGAUCUCCACCUUGAGGAAUAAACUCUGUCAGCAAGAGAGGGAAAUGAUUGAGGCCAAUCGGGCGUGGAGGGAGAAACUUGAGCAAGCAGAAAUUCGCAAGCGUGAAGAGACCAAAGAGUUGCAGAAAGCAGGAGUGACCUUCAAAGUGGACAACCGUCUUCCCAACCUGGUGAAUCUGAACGAGGACCCUCAGCUGUCCGAGAUGCUUCUCUACAUGAUCAAAGAGGGUCGCACCACAGUGGGCAAGCUCAAGUCCAACUCCAGCCACGAUAUCCAGUUGACUGGCGCCCUGAUUGCUGACCAGCACUGUGUUAUAUCCAACAUACACGAUACUGUCAGCAUCAUUCCGAUGGAAAACGCCAAGACUUUUGUUAAUGGGAACCUCAUUUCUGAAUCCACAGUCCUACACCAUGGCGACAGGGUGAUUCUUGGAGGAGAUCACUACUUCCGCUUUAAUCACCCAGCAGAGGUGCAGUCUGGGAAGAGAGCGUCAUGCUGGACAGGCGAAGGCGACGGGCAUAAAGAUUUCGAAUUUGCUAAAAACGAGCUCCUUGCAGCUCAAAGAGCGCUGCUUGAGGCAGAAAUUGAAGAAGCCCAUCUUAAAGCAAAGCAGGAGAUGAUGCAAGGAAUCCAGAUGGCAAAAGAAGUGGCUCAGAAAGAGCUUUCUGACCAGAAGGUGCUCUAUGAAGAAAAGAUCCGAGCCUUGGAGAGAGAGCUGAAUGAGGAGAAUGAGCGGAAGCGCCAACAGGACUUGGAGCAGCAGAGGGUUGCCAGCCAGAUGGCAGAGCUCAAAACUGCCAAGCUGGAGUUGGAGCAGGAGGUGGAUGUCCAGAGGAAACGUCUCCGUAUCCACAUGGAGACCCAGGCUAUGGAAGAGCAUCGUGUGCGCCAAGCGAGGAUUGUCGAGGCCCUGGAGGCGGAAAAGAAAAAGAUCGGCAAGGAGCUGGAGGAGAUUCAGAAGAAAAGAGCUUUAAGGGAAAACCAUACGCCCCAACAUGUCUCUCCACAGUGGGAUGCCAUGAAGUUGUCCUUGAUGAUUGAGGAAGCCAAUAAAAUUAGUGCUAAACUGAAGAAACACACAGUGUUCAGCAGACAUGAGAGCUCGGAGAAUGAGAAGUGCGGUGGUGUGCUACAGGUGCGAGUUCAAAACACAAAGCUGGGAAUUGCCACUUUCUGGUGUCUGGAAAAGUUCCAAAAUAACAUUGCUGCCAUGAGGGAGCUCGAACGGGGGGAUUCCAGCUCUAAAGAUGACAAUGUGUUUUACGACCCCGAUGAUGAGUGGGAGCAAGAUAUAUCAGCCUCUUCUUCCUCCGCGGCCUCCUUUUCUCGACGAAGAAGCAGGAGUUUGCUGAAGAGCAGAAGGAUCUCAGGGCGUCUCUACGAGAUCCGGGUGCAUCCCAUUCAGAGUCUCCACAGUGGCUCCUCGCAGUCUGCUGGGUUAAUGGGUGUGACCAAAUCCCCCUCCCUCCAUUCCAGCAUCUCAGACCCUGGGAUGCCUGGCAUCUGCAAGGAGCUAGUUGACUUUGGUUGCGAAUCUGAGAUCACAUCGAUGGUGAAAGAAGCCCGAAGGAAAACUAGUCAGUGCCUGGAUACAACUUUACUUGCGCUUGGACACAUGGCGGUAGUGACGGGCAUGUCAUUGAAUGUCACGGGACUGGGCGCCCAGGCUAUGGGCAAGCCUUCAGUGGUCACGUGUCUAAUGAAGGGAACUGGUAAGGGUGUCCGUUCUCUCUUGGAGGAGAGCCUCACCAUCACGAGGGAAAUGCUGAGAGAGGCUCAACUGUCCUAUCCCAGAAGCUCAGUCCUCCAGAGCCUUAAAUCAAAGACUCUUGAUUUAGCUCGUGCUCUGGAGAGCUACAUGUACUGCCAUAUUUCGGAGAGGGAAUCGGAACCACAGGUAGAGGAAGGGGAGGAGGACGCUUUGGCUUCACUUUUGCAGAAACUGAGGACGACAUCAACCAAACUGUUCCAGCUGAACCAAGCCAUUAGACAGUUGCAUUCAUCUCUGUCUACAGCCUUACGAGGAAAAGACUUCAAAAGCUGCAGAGAUACGAUCUCCUCUUCUGCCAAGGCUGUUGACGAGCUGAUCACCGGCCUUUCCAAGGAUGGAAUUGGGGCCCCGACCCUGCAGCUUCCCUGUCUUCAGACCGUAAUGUCUGCACGAGAUGAGCUCCACUCGAUCCUGGAGUCCUUGUCCUCUCUCUGGAACCAGCAGGAGGAGGGAGAGAGCAGAAGUUCAGCUAGUUUUGAAAAGGAUACAGAAGAAGAAAGCUCAGCCAAAGAGAGAGCUGCCACUCACAGUACUGUUCGACAUCGAGUUGUGAGCAAGAUUGUGUACGCCCUCGCUCCAGGUGUGCAGUCUAACAGCGGCCCGCACUGGGUAUAGUCUUUAUUUGUCGUAUCACAUGCUGUUUUACAGACUGGUAACAGGAAAACUGCAGUAUAGCUAUCUAUAAGCCGUAUUUACACGACCAUCUGCACACCAGAGCAGUAGUUCCUCUAAUUUGUCUUACUUCUAAUGUUCUGUGAAGGCAGCUGUUGUUAAAAUAUUCAAACUGAUUUCCCUAGCUUAGUAAAAAUGUUGCUUUUCAGCACUUCACAUUUAUUUGAAUAAAAAUCAAGUGUUUUGUUAAACAUUUAAGCCACCAGAAUGUGUAUAGCGUUACGAUUAGCAGAUUAACAGCAUUAGGAGUAACUAGCUGUAAAGAUGUGCUGUGCCAGGUUUUUGCUCCUUUACUUUAUAUAUGUUUUUCAGAAGCAUUUAAUAAUUCUACUGCUGGUUUUUCUUAUUAGUUCAAACAUGCAGAUUCGAUAGUCAGCACCUCAGGUACAACAUUUUGUUAAAGGUCUUGAUUACCCACAUGUUUUCUUUCUUGCAUGAAGUUAUUUUGUCGUCAUGUUUGGAUCAAUAUUGCUUUUGUACAUUGAAUAACUCGUACUGUAAAAUUUGCACUCAGGAGAGACUUGUAUAUUUGGGGUUUCUUCUCAAUACACAUACUUUAACAGGGCACAGUUUUUAAUCUUGUUGGUUGUUUUUGGUUUUUUAUUUAGUGCUUUAUAUGACUUGGUUGAAAAAAAAAAAAUGCUACUUGUACUUCAAAAAUAUGUGCACAUGGUUUGAUUUUGCAAAGAUCCAAACCUUUUAUCUUGAUGGAUGCUGUUCAAUAAACCAUGGAGCUGUGGUUAAGACUGCACUCAUAAUAAAAUAAGACUUUGUUGAAUUAAAAUCAGACCUAGUUCUAUUCUUCUGCUGGUCUAACAGCACAGGUAUACACAGAUGCUAAAAACUAGUCUUGCCCAGCAUCAUUGCUCCAGUUCAACAUCCAAAUCUGCGUGAGGUUAAUAUUCUUUUUUUAUCCAUGUUUAAACUGAAAUAUCAUUAUGCAACAUUAUGCCUUUGGACUACUUUUCUAAGGGUAAUCAUCAUACUAUAAAGAUUUUAUGUAUGCGUGUUCCUUAUUUCCUCCUGGAUGAAAAGAGUGAUCUUGAUAAAACUUUGCAUAAAAGAUUAAAUAUGUAAAUCACAUAUCAAAUUUUAUACAAAUUCCACAGUCAUAUUUGUACAUUUGACAGGUCAGCUGAGUAUAGAAUAACAUGUCAGAUUAGAAUGUGGUGUUAUAAUUUAAACAUAAACAUAUUUGCAUGUUCCAUAGCCCAGUGAGGAGAGAGGCCAGGGUUAAAAAAGCUAUAAAAACACUGCUUGAAUAAAUAUGAAUAUAUGAAGUUGAUGAUUGUUCAAAUGAAAGAGAACAUUUUAAUCAAUUUCUUGUUUGCUCCUAAACCUAUGACAUGACUAUACAGAGAAAAGCUUGACAGGGUGUAUAAGGAAAAAAUAAACAAA